ACCAACACAACCGGCUUGGCUUCGACGCUUGUCGGCGGGCAUAUAAAAGCCACGCCGGCCGCUCUCUUACCUCAGUCCACUUGAGAGGUUCGUCAGCUCGCGAUAUCCGUGGUAUCCGGCCCAUUGUCUUCAGAUUUCAGUGACGAAGUAAGCAAGAGGAAGUCAACAUGCCAAACUACAAAGUGAUCUACUUCAAUGUUAAGGCUCUGGCCGAGCCUCUUCGUUUCCUCUUGGCCUAUGGUGGCAUUGAAUUCGAGGAUCUGCGUGUAUCACGCGAAGAGUGGCCCACCCUCAAGUCCUCCAUGCCGAUGGGCCAGAUGCCCGUGCUGGAAGUGGACGGACGACGAGUUCACCAGAGCAUUUCGAUGGCGCGCUACCUGGCGAAGCAAGUGGGUCUCGUUGGGGCGGACGCGUGGGAGGACAUGCAGAUCGACAUUGUGGUGGACACAAUCAAUGACUUCCGCCUCAAGAUCGCCGUCGUCUCGUACGAGCCCGAUGAUGAUGUGAAGGAGAAGAAGCUGGUCACACUCAACAACGAAGUCAUUCCCUUCUACCUGGAGAAGCUGGACGUGAUCGCCAGGGAGAACAAGGGACACUUCGCCCUCGGCAAGCUCACGUGGGCCGACCUGUACUUCGCCGGCAUCAUCGACUACCUCAACUACAUGACCAAGACCGACCUCACGGAGAAGUACCCCAACCUCAAGGCCGUGGUGGACAACGUGCUGGCCAUCGAGAGCAUCAAGGCCUGGGUGGAGAAGCGACCCGUCACCGAAGUCUAAUCAUCCCCGCACUAAACCUGGCCUCAGCACCCCGAAUCCCAGCACCUCAACAUUAAUGCCGCCCCCGUUUUUACGAAUAACAUCACACUCAGUAAUAUUGUUGCCGGAAGGAAAUAAAGGCCUUUCUUUCAGUUUUCGGUGCUAAA
Phlebotomus argentipes is the source of this 925-nucleotide messenger RNA. It is a transcript of the gene GstS1, whose product is annotated as glutathione S-transferase. The record is from RefSeq and is a predicted model, not a curated record. Gene Ontology annotation, molecular function: glutathione transferase activity. The transcript has 4 exons. Bases 168 to 779 code for a protein of 203 amino acids. Gene Ontology annotation, biological process: glutathione metabolic process. NCBI's taxonomy places the organism in Eukaryota, Metazoa, Arthropoda, Insecta, Diptera, Psychodidae.